Messenger RNA from Budorcas taxicolor (takin), 2318 nucleotides. It is a transcript of the gene AMN1, whose product is annotated as antagonist of mitotic exit network 1 homolog. The coding region runs from base 106 to 828 and encodes 240 amino acids. Gene Ontology annotation, molecular function: protein binding. The transcript is spliced from 7 exons. Gene Ontology annotation, cellular component: SCF ubiquitin ligase complex. Gene Ontology annotation, biological process: SCF-dependent proteasomal ubiquitin-dependent protein catabolic process. The record is from RefSeq and is a predicted model, not a curated record. NCBI's taxonomy places the organism in Eukaryota, Metazoa, Chordata, Mammalia, Artiodactyla, Bovidae.
GUUGACAGGCGGUCUCUGGCUGAAUCUCCGCGGCCCCGGGACCGUGGAAGAGGCUCCGAAGGGCGGCCGCGAUGCCCAGCCCCCAGCGGAUGCCUUUGGUGCUUCAUGAAGAAUAUUUCUAGAUAUAUCACAGACAUUAAGCCUUUGCCACCCAACAUAAAAGAUAGACUCAUCAAAAUUAUGAGCGUGCAGGGGCAGAUAACAGAUUCAAACAUAAGUGAGAUUUUACAUCCUGAAGUCCAAACUCUAGAUCUACGAAGCUGUGAUAUUUCAGAUACUGCUCUCCUGCACCUAUGUAACUGCAGAAAACUGAAGAAAUUAAAUUUAAAUUCCUCAAAAGAAAACAGAAUUUCCAUAACUUCAAAAGGAAUAAAAGCUGUGGCUUCAUCUUGUUCUUACCUGCAUGAAGCUUCUUUGAAAAGAUGCUGCAAUCUCACUGAUGAAGGAGUCCUUGCUCUUGCACUCAAUUGCCGGCUGUUAAAGAUCAUUGAUUUAGGAGGCUGCUUAGGUAUUACUGAUGUGUCCUUGCAGGCAUUAGGAGAAAACUGCGCAUUUUUGCAGUGUGUUGAUUUUUCAGCUACUCAGGUAUCUGACCAUGGUGUGGUUGCGCUUGUUAGUGGACCUUGUGCCAAGAAAUUAGAGGAGAUUCAUAUGGGGCAUUGUGUGAAUCUGACUGAUGAGGCUGUAGAAGCUGUCCUUACUUGCUGUCCUCAGAUAUGUAUAUUACUCUUCCAUGGAUGCCCUCUAAUAACAGAUCAUUCACGAGACGUCUUGGAGCAAUUAGUAGGCCCGAACAAACUAAAGCAAGUGACGUGGACUGUGUAUUGAAGCUCACUGAAGCUUAUCAAAUCUAUGAUCUUCAUACUACUUUCCCUGGAAACAAUGGUCUCAGAGAUUGGCUUUCCAAUAGUAUGAUUUAUGCUUUGAAGUUAACCUGGCUUUUAUACAUUUUAACAGUGCUGUUAUUUCUAUAUAUAAGUUCACUGAUGAGUGAGUGUUCUUGAAACGGCAGUUAUAGCAUGCCCUCUGAUAUAUUGGGGGAGGGUAUUUUUUUUUUCUUAAAUAAGAAUGUUUUAAGUUACCUGUUUACCCUGGAAAUUUCCUUCUCCUAACUAGAUAUUUGAGCUGCUAUAAGAGAUAUUUAUCACUGUGGAUAAAUAGGAGAAUUCUAAGUUAUUUGUAAAAGCAUAGUUACCUUCCCAGCUGUUUUCUGGCUACUGCCUUCCAAAGUAUUUAAAUGUCCACUGGCCAAAAAGCAAAGCCUGAAUAUCAGGCCUGUAUAUUCUUCACAAAAAAUUAUUUCAAUGAAACAAAGAAAUGUAAUAGUUUAAUGUCAUAAUCUCAGAUAUCAUACCUUAGACAUUUAGCAUAUGAGUGAUACUGAGGCCUUUGCCCAGCCACUUAUUACAUUGAUUUUUAUGGCUACUUUCCCCCAAUACAUGCUAUUCAUCCACAAACUUUCUUCCUUAAAAACUGCAUUCAAGACUGUGUAAGAAUGAGUAAAUAUGAAAUAGCAUCACAGAGGCUGUAUCCUGAAGCUCUACUGGUUUCACAUUGUAAAAUAAACAGCAGAGGUCUUAGUUUUCAAAUGAAAUGUAUUACUAUCUAUAAUCACAAAAUUCUCUGAAAUAUACCAUGCUUAAACUACCCCCAGAUUCACCAUAUUCCCUGUGCCAAAAGCCUUUGUCAGUGGGACCUUCUUAAAGACUUCCUAUUUUAACUGUGAUACAGUGAAUAACAGGGAAAGUAUGGUAUGGUAGAUUACUUGGACAUACAUAGAGGGACAGGUCUACAUAUUCAACUCUACUUCUUCUCCUUACUAUUAACUACUUUAUAAAUGUGCUAUGUUUGUAGUGUAUAGUGUACAUUAUAGUGUAUUGCCACUGCAAAGGUGGUACACAUGUGUGUAUGUAUAAAAUGGGUAAGGCCUCUUCCAUCUAUGAAAUUUCUCUAAAGACAAAUUCAGUAAGAUUUAACAUUGAACACCUAACCAAGUCACUACCCUUUUCCCCUUUUAAAGAAACUAGUUUCAAGAUCUAAAGUGUCAGAUUUUUGGGGUCUAUAAAGGACUUAUCAUCCUAAAGCAGCUUGUGGCUUGAUCUUUUUAUAUCCCUGGUUGUAUCAGCUAUUUUUCAGCACCCUGCUUAAAAGUCUGGUCUCCCAUCCCUAUCCUACCUAUAACUGUCACCCUUACCUGUCAUUCUGAACUCUAUUUUUCCCCUAUCCAUCUUUUAACAUCUGACAUCUUAUUUUUUAUUUAUUAUCUGUCUGUCCACCCUAGUAUAUAAGCUUCAUGAAGACAGACAUUAUUUCUCUUU